GAAAAUAAAAGGAAGAAGAAUGAACAGGAGGAGGAGACGGAUGAUAUCAGAGUUGGACGAAGAAAAAGAAGGAGGAGAAUGAAAAGAAGGAGAAAUAAGACUGGAAAAAAGAAGAAGGUCAAAGAGGAGAUGUGGUUAUUGUUUACAGGAGUAACGGGAGUGAACUUCAGAAUCAAGGUUUAUCAAAGGAUCAGACUUUCAUCAGCAGCAUCAUGAUGCGACAGGGGACAGAAAAAGAGAAGCAAGGAGACUUGAGUGAUUUGAAUCAGAAGACAACUGUAGAGCUGAUCGAUUUAUUGGCAAGGCAGGAUAAACUUUUAGCUAACAGGAAAUUUUUGUUGCGAUUACAAGACAAAGGGGCGAGAGUGGAAAGCCUUGCUGAGAAGUUGAGAUUAUUAAUAAAGGAGCGUGAGGAAGUGGAAAGAGCUGCAAAUCUCUUUGAAAAAAUGGACCUUGGUCAAGAGGAUUCCUGCAUUAGUUCCGUGACAGAAAGAACAUCUAUUGACCAAUCAAAAGCAAGAAUUACUGUGACGGAAAAGAAAAAUACAGACUCUGAUGCAGUAUCCAACCCUGGAGACUUCUCCUGGAUUGGGAAGAAAGAAAAGGAAGAAAAGCGAGAGAAAUUCAGGCCAAACAAGGACUUAAAAUCGACCGUUAUACCUGAUGGCUUGCCGAGGCCUUCUAUUGAGCCCUCUCCCGUAAGAGGUCAAAGUUUACAUGAAAGGUCAUCGAUGGAGGAGAGAGAUGCUGAAGAGUCAUCGGCAGUGGUCCCACCGCUCAGGAAUCAAGAAGCUCAGGUCGUGGAAUUCCAGGAGUCUGCCGACCUACUCCAGGAACAGAAGAAACACUCUGAGGCUUUAGUUGCCAAGCAAGCAGCUGAUAGAUUGACGGAAAGACUACACAUGCAGAUGGGUGACUUCAUUCCCCAUGUCCCACAAGGAAGCUACCGAGGUGGAACAGUAGACAGUGAUGAUGAGGAGUCUGAAGAAGAUGAAGACGAAGAAGAAGGAUCAGAUGAAGGAGGGGAGGAAGAGGGUGAUUGAGGGUGCUGUGUUCUUGCGAGAGGUAUGACCUACAAUCAGCAGCAGCAGCAGCAGUGCUAUCCCAGACAUGGAAGGAAAGGUGCAUGAAAGUUCACACAAUGGCACCUUAUUCCAUCUCUGGACAUGGGACAUGUUUAAACAAUCUAUCCACAUGUCCUAAACAUGUCUAAACUUAACUCAUCAGUAUCAGGCAUAUUCCGAAGGUUAAGAUAUGUAGAAGUAUCUGUACCCUGCCAUGUAAAGUGAACUAUCAAGUAGCAACCAUGCGGAAACAUGCUUACAUGCCUCUUCUAUUACAGGAUCUAGACAAAUUGCAGGAAGUUAUGUCUUCUGUAAUCUGCAUGCAGAAACUUAUUGAUUAGUCAAGAGGAAGAGUAUGACACGUUAUUUUAAGGAGGGUGUGAUAACUCAAUGAUAUUCCACUUGUUAUUAAAAAUAAUCAGUGAACUACAUCGAGACAUAAUGGCAGAUAUAUAUUGACUUGUAAUGUUCUAGAAGGAUAAGAUUUGCAUUAAAUAUAUUUUGAAGUAUAAUACCUAAAUAAAGCACAAAAGUGUAACCCGCAAGAUUUGACAUGAUAUGAUUAUGCAUAAGAAAUGGAGGAGGCCUGUUGGUUAUAUGCAUAGAUAUAUAACUUGCAUUAACUAUUAUAAAUGAAUUUAAAAAAUGUCAUAAGGGAAGGUCUGACUUUUUUCUUUAUACUAUGUCCAAGGCCAUGCCUAAUUUUACUUCUAUUUGUAAUAUUGCAAGCCAAACUUUUGAAAGGGGAGGGGGGGGGGGAUGGGGUGAAUAGGCCUCCAUCUGUCACAAACAAGAAGAAACUUCAGUAAGUUUUUAAUAGAAUUAUAAUCUACAGCUUGAUAAGCUACUGUAGUAAAAACGUAAUAUUACAAAGCUUCGUGUUUUGAAGAGAGGAGUUAUAAAGAUCUGAAAGAUACACACUUGUAAA
Molecule: messenger RNA, 1992 nt
Organism: Strongylocentrotus purpuratus (purple sea urchin)
Lineage: Eukaryota; Metazoa; Echinodermata; Echinoidea; Camarodonta; Strongylocentrotidae
Product: DNA-directed RNA polymerase II subunit GRINL1A
Exons: 5
Coding region: 213-1043 (276 amino acids)
Biological process (GO): transcription elongation by RNA polymerase II
Cellular component (GO): nucleus
Molecular function (GO): transcription elongation factor activity
Source: RefSeq, a predicted model, not a curated record